AGUCUACUGCCGUGUUCUGAGGGAUGUUGGCGUGGCCGGGUAUAAAAUGGAUUUCUACCUUCUUAAGGUAUUGGGCUUGACGGAUCUUCUCCCUGAUUUUAUAAGCGAUAAAAUUAUCCUGAAUGCUCCUUGCCAGUUUUAGAGUCCCGUUUCUGCUGUCCGUUGGGAUGGCGAUACGAGAAAACCCGCGGGAAAGGGGUAAAAUUUAAAAUGUAGAUUUCGUAUCAUUAAUCUGAUCUGAUUAUCUGAUCUUUCCCGCUGAGAUCGCCGAGAAGUUGUGGCUGGGCUCCUCGAUCGAUGCCAAAACCUAUCCGGAUGUGACCAUUCUGUUAAGCGACAUCGUUGGCUUCACCGGAAUCUGCUCGCGGGCCACUCCCUUCAUCGUGAUCAGCAUGCUGGAGGGUCUGUACAAGGACUUUGACGAGUUCUGCGACUUCUUCGACGUCUACAAGGUGGAGACGAUCGGGGAUGCUUACUGCGUGGCCAGUGGACUUCAUCGCACUUCCAUCUACGAUGCCCACAAGGUGGCCUGGAUGGCCCUCAAGAUGAUCGAUGCUUGCUCGAAGCACAUCACCCACGAUGGCGAACAGCGUGACCAUAGCCAACAAGUUCGAGUCCGGCAGUGAGGCCGUCAAGAUAAACGUGAUAAACGUGAUAAACCAAGGAAUGGCUGACCAAGCACGAGGGCUUCGACUUUGAUCUGCAACCACGGGAUCCCUCGUGCCUGCCCAAGGAGUUCCCCAAUCCGAAUGGUACCGAAACUUGCUACUUUCUUGAGGGAUACCGCAAUUCCGCACUCGAGAGCGG
Drosophila guanche is the source of this 807-nucleotide messenger RNA. RefSeq names its product head-specific guanylate cyclase-like. The transcript is spliced from 2 exons. Lineage: Eukaryota; Metazoa; Arthropoda; Insecta; Diptera; Drosophilidae. Gene Ontology annotation, cellular component: guanylate cyclase complex, soluble. Bases 393 to 626 code for a protein of 77 amino acids. Gene Ontology annotation, molecular function: guanylate cyclase activity. The record is from RefSeq and is a predicted model, not a curated record. Gene Ontology annotation, biological process: response to oxygen levels; cyclic nucleotide biosynthetic process.